AUGGCAGCCAUGUUAUCCUGCCAGCGGGCGGACAACUCUCUCAAUAUCCCUCCGCCCUCAUGUCGGAGCGGGUUUGACUUCUCCCUGCUCUUUGAGGAGCUCAUUCUGGGCAUCCUGCCCUUAGGGAUUGUUCUGGCUCUGGUGCCCUUUCAACUGCGACACUUGUUCGGAAGACCGCGCAAGGUGGAAGCGUCUUGGUUGGCCUGGGCAAAGACGGUAUCAUGGAUUGUACUAGUGAUCACUCACUUGGUCUUGACGGUCCUUUGGUCCCUCCCAUCCGCAUGGCGGACGGAAGCCUCCAUCGCUGCGAAUGCAGUGAUGACCGUGGGGAUCUUUCUCCUCUGUCUGUUUUCUUACGCAGAACACCAUCUCUCAGUCAGGCCGUCGUUCCUUCUUAACGUUUACCUCGGUACCACGCUGCUCUUUAGUAUCGCAAAAGCGAGGACUCUCUGGCUCCGGCAUCCAGAGGGAAUCAACAGAGACAUUGCAAUCAUCACGUCGCUCAAUGUCGGGAUCACGCUGCUCCUUCUCAUUAUGGAGGCAACAGAAAAGCGUCGUUUUCUUCGAAAAGAAUAUAAGGGAUAUCCUCCCGAAGCCCUCGCGGGAAUUUACAAUCGAUUGUUCUUCUGCUGGCUGAAUCCGUUGUUUUAUCUCGGGUUCACUAAUCCGCUCUUGGGGGUGGACGAUCUAUUUACUCUCGACAAGCAGCUGGAGUCGAAGCGACUGCAUCGGGUCGUAGAGAACUUAUGGAAUAAAGAAGACAGGAAAAGUCCGAACGCAUUGCUAUCUACAUGUUUCAAGGCGUUCAAAUGGCAGAUUUCAGCCGGUAUACCACCACGAGUCAUGCUGGCGGCCCUCAAUAUAUGCCAGCCAUUACUGCUAGAAAGAUCACUCUCUUUCACCGAGUCAGCCGUGAACAAGGACACGGAUAACAUCGGUUAUGGCUUAAUUGGGGCUUAUAUACUUGUUUAUAUUGGCUUGGCGGUUACUAUGGGCCAGUAUCAACACAUGACCUAUCGCUCUAUUACAAUGGUCAGGGGAGGCGUUGUAUCCAUGAUCUAUGAAAAGGCAUGUACUCUGAGUACCAAAGACGCUGAUCCCGCUUCCUCUGUCACACUUAUGAGCGCCGAUGUUGAGCGAAUUGUGCAAGGCUGGCAGACCAUGCAUGAUAUCUGGGGCAAUGCUCUUGAAAUCGCUCUGGCCAUAUACCUCCUUGAAAGACAGUUGGGCGUGUCCUGUGUUGUCCCGGUUGCUGUUGCAAUUGCGAUGACUUUUGUAAUGGCUGGGCAAGCCAAGUGGCUUGAGGCUAUUGAGAGACGUAUCUCGUCCACGUCUUCUAUGCUUUCUUCUAUGAAAGGGAUCAAGAUGCUUGGUCUCCAAUCAGCACUAAUGACAUGUGUGCACAAUCUGCGUUUGGAUGAGCUGAGCAUUUCUAGAUAUUUUCGGAAACUUUUAGUCUGGAACAUGGCUCUGGCGUGGAUCACUCGCAUUUUUGCACCGAUCUUUGCGUUUGGCGCUUUUGUCGGCAUCUCCCAUGAUAGGGGAAAUGAUGCUGCUUUGACUAUAUCAGUAGCCUACACAUCACUAUCGCUGUUCUCUCUUCUAUCGGACCCUCUUCUGUCUCUUGUCAUGGCUCUAAUGACGUUUGUUGGAUCGGUUGGAUCUUUCCAAAGAAUACAAGAGUUUCUCGAUCAAGAACGUCAUAUUGAUUCCCGAGCUAAGUCUACUGAGCUGCCAUACAAUAUCCCCGAAGAAAAGGGUCAAUUGGCUUUGGUUGACGAUGCUGAAACCAAUACAACCGAGUCGGGUUCCUCGAGCUCAUUAAACAAACCCCACUCGCCUUUGUUUCAGGACGCUCUCACAGUUCAAAAUGGGGCAUUCGGGUGGGAUACAACAAAAGAGCCCUUGCUGAAAAACCUGACUAUCGCGAUUCCUCAAGGGGGCGUCACUAUAUUGAUUGGGCCAUCUGGCUGUGGCAAAACCACACUAUUGAAGGCUAUUCUCGGCGAGGUGCCCUGUUUGAGCGGAAAUAUUAGACUUUCGUCUGAGAGCAUUGCCUAUUGUGAGCAGACGCCUUGGCAUAUGAACGGAACCAUCCAAGACUGUAUCGUCGCAAUGUCUACUUAUGACAGCCAGUGGUACAGGUCCGUCAUCAAUGCAUGCGCUUUAGUCGAGGACUUCAAACAGCUCCCUCGUGGGGAUCAGACCGUGAUUGGGAGUAAAGGUAUUGCUCUGAGUGGAGGCCAAAGUCAACGGAUUGCACUUGCGAGAGCAGUCUAUGCCCGGAAAGAGGUUAUCAUUCUGGAUGACGUCUUUAGCAGUCUCGACGCGACGACUGAGGACCACAUCUUCCAUCACCUGAUCGGGAGCCAUGGCCUCCUGCGCUCAUUAGACUCCACGAUCAUCUUCGCAUCUUCUUCUGUAAAACGUGCUCCUUAUGCUGAUCAUAUCAUCGUCCUUGACAACAAGGGCUACGUCAUUGAACAAGGGAGUUUCAAGGCUCUCGAUUGCUCCGGAGGUUAUGUCUCGAGCUUCUCUCUGGGAUUUCCCGAAUGGGGCUACAAAGCGGACAUGUUCCCUGCUUCAGGUGUUGAGAUAAAAACAAUCGAAAAGACGGCCGAAACCGAUACAGAGAGUGAGACUGCGACUCGUCCAAAAGGCGGAGAUGUGUCGAUCUAUUUGUACUAUGUUCAAUCCAUUGGCUGGUUUCCAACAAUAGUCUUCCUCGUGGCAAUCGCAAGCUUCGUCUUCUGCAUAUCUUUUCCAAGUAUCUGGGUGCAAUGGUGGGCCGAUUCAGAUCAAGCGGAACCUGGCAAACGAACAGGUUAUUACCUUGGAAUAUAUGCAAUGCUUGGGGUGCUAGGCAUGCUGGGCCUUAUGAUCGGUACCUGGGAAAUGGUGAUCAACAUGGUGCCAAAGUCUGGAGAGGUCUUCCAUAGAAAGCUUCUGAGAACAGUUCUAAGUGCGCCAAUGUUGUUUUUCUCCAAGACAGAUAGCGGUGCUAUUCUCAACCGGUUCAGUCAAGACCUACAGCUCAUAGACAUGGAGCUCCCUGUUGCUGCUAUCAACACCUUUGCAACCUUCGCCCUCUGCAUAGCACAGAUGCUCUUGAUGGCCGUAGCUUCGAGAUACGUUGCUAUAGCUUUUCCGAUUGUCCUUAUUAUUGUCUACCUUAUACAAAAGAUGUACCUUCGUACAUCCCGACAACUGCGGUACCUCGAUCUAGAAGCAAAGGCGCCUCUUUUCUCUCAUUUCACGGAUUGCCUUAGUGGCCUGGUGACUCUAAGAGCGUUUGGAUGGCAACAUGCCUUGCAAGAAAAGAACUAUCGCUUGCUUGAUUACUCUCAGAGACCAUUCUAUCUCCUCUACGCCAUCCAACGCUGGCUUACCCUUAGUUUGGACAUGGUAGUUGCGGGUAUUGCAGUUUUGUUGAUUAUACUUGUCGUCAUUUUACGAGGAUCUAUCAGCGCGGGCUGGGUUGGAGUCGCGUUGCUGAAUGUCAUUCAGUUUAGCCAAAGUAUCAAGCUUUUGAUAACUUUCUGGACCAACCUCGAAACUCACAUCGGCUCAAUACAGCGAGUCCGGUCCUUCUCAGAGACUGUGCCGUCGGAAGAUCUACCCUCGGAGAACGACGAUAUGCCACCUGAGUGGCCAUCUCAAGGUGAUAUCGAGUUCAAGUCCGUUUCUGCGGAGUAUAGGGCCUCUGAGCCGGUCCUUAACGGCGUGUCUCUUUCCAUCCGAGCCGGUGAAAAGGUGGGAAUUUGUGGAAGAACUGGCAGUGGCAAAUCAUCACUCAUCAUGAGCAUAUUCCGCAUGAUCGACAUAAGCUCUGGUCAAAUUGUUAUUGACGGACUCGAUAUCACCAAGCUACCACGUCAGGAGAUCCGUUCGCGAAUCAACGGGGUCUCCCAAAGCCCUCUCCUGAUCAAGGGCAGCGUGAGAACAAACGCCGACCCUAUGGGCUCUUCAUCCGACGAAGCCAUAAAUAGCGCUCUCGAAAGCGUCGGCUUAUACUCCCAGGUGCAAGAAAAAGGCGGUCUGGCUAUUGACAUGGACGAGCUCUUCCUAUCCCACGGACAGCAGCAGCUCUUCUGUCUCGCACGGGCGAUUCUCCGUCCCGGUAACAUCCUGGUUCUCGACGAAGCCACAAGCAGUGUCGACACCAGAACAGACGAGGUAAUGCAGCGGAUCAUCCGCGAAAAGUUCAGCACCCACACCAUCCUGACCGUCGCCCACAAACUCGACACCAUCCUUGACUACGAUAAAGUCGUCGUCCUCGAAGCAGGUCGUCUAGUGGAGUGUGGAACUCCCCAUGACCUUCUCGCCUCGGACAAGUCUUAUUUCAGCAAACUGUAUGCCAGCCUGACGACAGAGGAACAGGAAGGGGAGACUGAGGUCAGCUCGUCCGAGAUCUAG
Molecule: messenger RNA, 4416 nt
Organism: Aspergillus heteromorphus CBS 117.55
Lineage: Eukaryota; Fungi; Ascomycota; Eurotiomycetes; Eurotiales; Aspergillaceae
Gene: abcB
Product: putative ABC multidrug transporter
Exons: 15
Coding region: 1-4416 (1471 amino acids)
Biological process (GO): transmembrane transport
Cellular component (GO): membrane
Molecular function (GO): ATP hydrolysis activity; ABC-type transporter activity; ATP binding
Source: RefSeq, a predicted model, not a curated record